AUGUGUGUGUACGUCCAAGAUGGGCACUUCUAUUUUGGGUUGGCCCGGUCAAACGCCCGUAAUAAUAAUCAAGAGCUCACUCGGAAGGUCGUUCUCUACGUCAUCCUGGUCCUCCGGGGCAUCGUUCUGGGGUUCGACGCCUCCAACGUCGACAAUCAUCCGUCCGAUGGCCGUGGCUAUAGUCUUCGCCCAGUCAAACGACCAACGGCGGCUUCUUACAAGGUACGGAUAGCCACGCCGUGGGCGUUCGGCGGCACGGCGGUCGUUGCGGCUUUCUUCAUCCGGGAGAGCCUCGUCUGGCCGAUUGACCGGGACCACGUCGAAAAGACUGAGGAGUCACUGCAAAGACUAUGCACUGGCGGCGGUGGUGGUGAGAGUCUGGUGGACCUAGACGGUACGGCACUAGCGCACGAGGAGGAUGACUGCUAGUGCCCGUC
This is a messenger RNA of Colletotrichum destructivum, 437 nucleotides long. RefSeq lists its product as uncharacterized. Bases 1 to 429 code for a protein of 142 amino acids. Lineage: Eukaryota; Fungi; Ascomycota; Sordariomycetes; Glomerellales; Glomerellaceae. The transcript has 2 exons. The record is from RefSeq and is a predicted model, not a curated record.